Triticum aestivum (bread wheat) is the source of this 853-nucleotide messenger RNA. RefSeq lists its product as uncharacterized. The transcript is spliced from 2 exons. Bases 1 to 768 code for a protein of 255 amino acids. The record is from RefSeq and is a predicted model, not a curated record. Lineage: Eukaryota; Viridiplantae; Streptophyta; Magnoliopsida; Poales; Poaceae.
AUGAAGCAAGCUCUGGAGAAGAAGGAUCGGGAUCUUGCCGCGGCCCAGAAGGAGGCGCGAGAGAAAACAACACUUGCGGACAAGAAGCUGGCCUCAGUCAGCAAGUUGGAAGAGGAGAACUCCAAGUUGAAGACCGCCGUUUCUCAAGCUAACCGGGAGGUCAAGCAACUGAAGAAAGACAAGGAAAGCUUGACCGACGAAGUUGGUAGCCUCAAGGCCAAGAAGGGCGAAUUAGAGUCUUAUCUGGGGCAGCUUGCUGCGAAGUUGGUCUUGAAGCUUGAAGAACUUUGUCAAGAUUUUGAAGCAAAAACUGGGCGGGUCGAAACGGGUCUCGACCCCAUAAACUCUCCUGUCCAAGAUGACGUUGCAAUGAAUGUGUUAUGGUUGGAGUCACGUAUGGACAGUGCUGUGGGUUAUCUUGCUCGACUGAAGGCGGCUAUGACGCGGAUUGAUGCUGAAAUCUGGCCUCAGGCGGAACUCUCACAGGAUCUCGAGUCUCUGAUGACUCGACUCAAUCAAAUACCCAAUCGAGUGCAAGAAUGGAAGAAAUCAUCUGCUUGCUGUGGCGCUGACGUUGCCCUGUCAUUGGUCCGAGUGCACUGCAAGGAUGUCAGAGAAGACAAGCCGGUAGCCCUCAAGGUUGCGAACACCAAAAAGCACAAUUUCCAGUCCUUCAUGGACACUUUCCUUGACGCCACCACUCGCAUCGCAGACAACAUCGACCUUGUCAGUUUCUAUGAUCCAGCAAGUCCUUCUCUCGACGAGUGAACAAAACAUUAUGCCCCACUUUUAUUUGCCUCGGAAUGCCAAGUGAUUAUGUAACCGUUAAAAUCUUUCAGGCUUGAUGCCUGAG